AAGUAGUGCUGUUACGCAUCGUAGCUACUGCGCUAAAAACUUUCUAAUGACCUUGCUCAAGUCCGCUGGGCAUACUUGAUUGUCAUACUUGAUUGAACACGCGUUCGCAAUGCCUGGAUCCCUUCUUAUUAAACGUCUGGGUUGCGGUAUAUCCGAAUUAGCUAGCAGACGUUGGCUAGCCACGUCCAGGGCGUAUGCUGCUGCUGCAACGACGUCUGGUGAUGAACCUUCUGUGAGCGGCGGUGAUGGCCAGCCCAUCUUUGCGGCUUGCGUACUCCAACGGAUGCCCCUGGUUCGUUCCCAAGCACCAACAUCACAUGCCGAACACCUUGUGUUGUCACGACAACGGGCGCUCGAGACUGGCGAGAUAAAGGAUUACCCCCAAGUGGCAGCCAGCAGCCGUGAUGAGGGCGCCAGCAAGUCCCAGCAGCAGGACCUGCGGACGUUCAACCCGGUCCCCAGCGUGACGGCAGCGGACGCCAGCGGCGAUGUGCGCUCCAUGCGUCGCGCCCUGAGCGAGAGCUUGUACCUGGUGGUGCGCUCGGGCGCCUCGGGGAAAGCGGCAGCUGGCAGCAGCAGCGGCGGCGGUGGCGAGUGGAGCUUCCCAGCGGCUGCCAACACGGCGCAGGAGAGCAUCAGCGACACCGCCCAGCGCGCGCUGCUGUCCACCAUCGGCCGCAGCCACCCGGUGUUCUUCGUGGGGAAUGCGCCCAUGGCGCACCUGCGGGCGCUGCCACAGGGCACCACCUUCUUCAUGUUGGCUCAGGCGGUGGACGACCCGUGGGACAUCAAGCUGGCGGAGGGGGCCAGCGCGCGCGAGUACGCAUGGGUGACCAAGCGGGAGCUGCUGAGCGGCGGCUACCUGGCGGACGCCCGGCUGCGGGAGCUGCUGAGCAAGAUGCUGUGAAGCCCCUGCAGGCGGGGGAGGAAGGAGGGAAGAAGAGGGGAACCUGGGUGGAAGGGGGCAGGAUGCUGUGAGGGCUAACAUGCUGUGAUGGUCGGGAGGGGAGGCUGGGAGGCGAUCUGGGAAGGUGCUGCAGGUCUUGGCUUAGCGUUGCUCGGCGCGGCGUGUUACUUACUUCUCAGCUACUAAUGCUGCUUUGCAUGCACAUGACACGUGAGAUGGUCAGGGAAGCGUUGGCUUGCUAUGGACCCACAUCUCUGAUCGGGACCCAAAUGGACACUGCGGUGCGGCAGAUAGGCAUAUGGACGUUUUCAGGAUUUACCCGUCCC
Molecule: messenger RNA, 1233 nt
Organism: Astrephomene gubernaculifera
Lineage: Eukaryota; Viridiplantae; Chlorophyta; Chlorophyceae; Chlamydomonadales; Astrephomenaceae
Source: the annotation of a GenBank genome assembly